AUGUACCGGAAUCGUUGGUGUUUGAAGAAGGUCAUUGCAGGGCAUACGGGGUGGGUGCGCGCUCUGGACGUGGAUGUGUCGAAUGAGUGGUUUGUGAGUGGGGGUAAUGACCGGUUGUUGAAGGUAUGGGAUUUGGCAAGUGGUGCGCUGCGCCUAACAUUGACGGGACAUGUGCACGCGAUCCGUGGGCUAAAGGUGGACUCGCGGCACCCUUAUGUAGUGAGUUGCAGUGAGGACCACGAGAUCAAGUGUUGGGAUUUGGAGCAGAACAAGGUGGUGCGUAACUACCACGGACAUUUGAAUGGUGUGUACACACUCGCACUGCACCCAACACUGGAGAACAUCCUCGUCUCUGGCGGGCGCGACAAGACUGUGCGUGUGUGGGACUUGCGCACACGCGAAGAAGUCCACUGUCUGCGCGGGCAUACAGACACAGUCUUUAGCGUACUCGCACAGGGCGUUGAACCACAGGUAGUCAGCGGCAGCGCUGACAAAACCGUGCGCUGCUGGGACCUACGCACCGGACGCUGUCGUGGGGUUCUUACACACCACUCUAAGUCUGUGCGCGCACUCCACGCACACCCAAGACUCUACGCCUUCCUCAGCGGCGCCGCAGACAGUCUCAAGGUCUGGCAAGGGGAACAUGCCACCUACCAACGAGACCUCAGCCCUAACCAUUCCAUCAUUAAUACACUCGCCGUCAAAGAUGACCCCGACAGCGCCAUCGUCGUCGCAGGCGCCGACAACGGCUUCCUCCACUUCUACGACUUCAACUCCGGUCACAUCUUCCAGUCACUUGAAUCAAAACCCGUCCGCGGCUCACUACACGCCGAAGCCGGUAUCCUCGCCGCCGUCUUCGACCAGUCCGAAACCAGGCUACUUACCGGCGAAGCAGACAAGACCAUAAAGAUCUGGCAACCACUUGAACAGGAGGUAUAG
Gregarina niphandrodes is the source of this 939-nucleotide messenger RNA. RefSeq names its product pre-mRNA-splicing factor prp46. The record is from RefSeq and is a predicted model, not a curated record. Gene Ontology annotation, molecular function: protein binding. The transcript has a single exon. Lineage: Eukaryota; Apicomplexa; Conoidasida; Eugregarinorida; Gregarinidae. Gene Ontology annotation, biological process: mRNA splicing, via spliceosome. Gene Ontology annotation, cellular component: catalytic step 2 spliceosome; precatalytic spliceosome; Prp19 complex. The coding region runs from base 1 to 939 and encodes 312 amino acids.